AUGGAGGAGCAGAGGACGAGGAUGGAGGAGGAGAAGAGGGAGGUGGAGCAGAGAGCCAUGGAGGUGCAGAGGGCCAGAGAGGAGCUCCAGAGGGAGCGCGAGGAGGUGCAGAGGGCCAGAGAGGAGCUCCAGAGGGUGCGCGAGGGCGAGGAGCGUCACCGAGAGCACCAGAUCAGGAUGAAGGAGCUGAGGUUCGAGGAGGAGUGGCAGAGGCUCCGGGUGGAGUGGAGGAGCAUGGAGGAACAGAGAACCGAGCUGCAGAUCACGAAGAACAUGCUGGAGGAGAAGAAGAUACGACUGAGGGAGAUCGUGGUCAGGAGGCGCGAGGGUGCCAAAUCGAGACAGCGAGAGCUGGACGCGGCGUGGCGGGAUUUCGAAGAGCAACGAGAGGAGGCCCGACGGGAGGAGGUCACGAUGAGACGAGAGCUGGACGAUGAGUGGGCAAGCCUGAACUCCGAGAGGAGGAAGCUGGAUCGGGAUAGAGAGGAGCUUCAGGCGAACGCGUGCUCAAUGAAAGGCAGAAUGGCUCAGAAGAAAGAGCGGGACACCAGGCGGAAGGAAGAGGUGCGGGACGAGUGGCGGAAGAUACACGAGGAGAGGCGCAAGGUGGAGCUGGAGAAGAGCCAGCUGAUGGAGCAGAAGCGUCGCGAGCUGGACGAGCGGCUGGAGAAGAUCCAUGUGGAGCGGCAGCACGCGGUGCAGACGCUGGAGGCCGAGAGGAUGGACAUGGUGAACAAGAUGGAGGCCGAGAGGCUGGACUUGACAUUCAAGUUGGAGGCAGAGAAGCGGGACGUGGCCAAGAGACGCAGCGCGCAGGAGCUGGAGGCCAGGCGCGAGCAAGAGAGGCUGCAGCUUAGGGAAACUAGGCUUGCUGAGAAGGCGGAGCUACGCCGGGAGAGGGCGGAGCUGACCAGAGUGGAGCUGCAGCAGCAGCAGACGCAGUUGCGGGCUUUGCAGAAAUCCAUCGAACAGCAGUCAGAGCAGACCAUGUGA
Molecule: messenger RNA, 993 nt
Organism: Engraulis encrasicolus (European anchovy)
Lineage: Eukaryota; Metazoa; Chordata; Actinopteri; Clupeiformes; Engraulidae
Product: trichohyalin-like
Exons: 5
Coding region: 1-993 (330 amino acids)
Source: RefSeq, a predicted model, not a curated record